AUGUCAUGUGCCAUGCCCUUUUCUGCUUCACAGGCCUGGCCCUCCAUCCGUCCUCCACUCUACCACAGUCCUGUGAUCAGGGACAGUCUGAAGGUGGCUCCAGCCAUUCCCAAGUCAGCGGUGAAUGAGGGAGAAUCAGUGGAUCUUCAAUGCACCACGACACGGGGCUUCACAGAGCACACCUUCCUCUCCGUUACCUGGUCUAUCAGGAAAGGGAGCAGCCCGUUGGAGGAAAUCUUGACAUUUGGACCGGAUGAUAAGAUUAAAGUCGGAGACAACUACACCCAGCGUUACACAGAUGGUGGACUCCUGCUGGACCUUCCUGGAGGUGGUUUUUAUGGACUGGUCCUGAGAAAUGCAAAGCCAUCAGACCAAGGAGGGUAUGUGUGUACGGCCCAGGAGUGGGUGAGGCAGGGUGAAGAAGGAAGAAACUGGCGUAAGAUUCUGGAGAAGUCUAAGGAAAUGGGAAAGGUUGUGGUGACGCCCACAGAUGUGUUUGAGAAGAGGAACAAGAGCAACGCAAUAGAGAAAGAAGAGGAACAUCCUAAAGCUAUAAUGCCAGAUUACACAAAUCAGCCUGACCACUAGAACCUUCAUCUGCGUCUCAGUACCUAGAAAACACAUCUCAGGCAUCUUCCAAUAUGAAGAGGUCCAACUUGUGCUGUAGAAUAAUAUCUUCAUUCUAAAAUCUGGGUUUUAUAAAAUAAUAUUUUUUUGCAUUUGUCAAACGAACUAACAAAAACUUUAAAAAUUCUAAUAACACACACACACACACACACGCAUCUGGUCAGCUAUCCUUGUAGGGACUCUCCAUAAGUGUAAUGGUUUUUAUACUGUACAAACUAUAUUUUCUAUCGCCCAGGAAGCUAUCUGCAUUUUUACUUUCUCAAAAAAACUCAUUCUGUAUGAUUUAUAAGCUUUUGUACCCAUGGGGACCUCAAUUUAGGUCCAUGACACAAGUCCCCAUUAAUGUGUGUGUAUUCAGGUUUAAGUCCUCACCAGGAUAUAUAUUUAACCACCCCCAAACACACACACGUCAUUUAUUGUUUUUAUCUGUUUAAUUGUUUCAUUUCCCCUCACUUUUGUCCUUGGAUUUCCUCUUGGGCCCACUAUGGGCACUGUUGGUCUGCAUACAACAUAUUAACCCUCCUGGAGCUCCUUAAGGUGUCCAUUGACCUGUCCUUUUAAUCUGCUAUCUUAGUAGUAAGUACAAGUGUAUAUCGCAACAUAUGAACUGUCCCACAUUGACUCUGAUUGAUUGAUUGAUUGAUUUGAUAAAAAUAACUGUUUCACAGUAAACAUAAUUUUUUUGUGUUUGCUUUUUGCUUUUUAUAUAAACAUAUGUUCAGUAAUUGAAAAAUAAAUUAAUUGAUUGUAGACCAUCUCAAGACCAAGGCAGGGGACGGGUAUCUAGUCCUAUGCAUUGCAAUAUGUUAUAUUAUUAAAGGAUUUCUCUUAUUCA
Messenger RNA from Labeo rohita (rohu), 1462 nucleotides. Its product is annotated as prostaglandin F2 receptor negative regulator-like. The transcript is spliced from 4 exons. Bases 1 to 588 code for a protein of 195 amino acids. Lineage: Eukaryota; Metazoa; Chordata; Actinopteri; Cypriniformes; Cyprinidae. The record is from RefSeq and is a predicted model, not a curated record.